This is a messenger RNA of Babesia sp. Xinjiang, 2349 nucleotides long. RefSeq lists its product as uncharacterized. The transcript has a single exon. The coding region runs from base 1 to 2349 and encodes 782 amino acids. The record is from RefSeq and is a predicted model, not a curated record. Lineage: Eukaryota; Apicomplexa; Aconoidasida; Piroplasmida; Babesiidae.
AUGUGCACACUAAGUAGCAACUUCAGAACGUUCACCGUGGGAAUUUUACAUGGAGGCUACAAAUUCGCCUAUGACAAGCAUACCACGUGGGAAUCAAUUCAGUCAAGUAAAGAUAAUGUAAAGCAUUGCGCUCAAAAUUUCCUUUGUUGCAUUCCACUAAUAUUCAGUGGCCUAAGUUAUUUAUAUUGGCAGUCUAAUAGUAAAGGUGGUAAUAGCUGGAACAAUCAGGCAGUUUCCGGCAGUGACCCCCUAGGCAUCUAUAUCUCAUCAAUGGGUUAUCAAUCUACUGAAAUAAACAAUAAGAUGACUGGCAUUGGUCUACAAAACUUGCUGGAUGGAGGUAAUUUUCUUGGGCCGUUCGCCGAACUCUCUAGCCUCGACAUUGGGGAGGGGUACUGCCGAUAUGUCAACAACUUAAUAACUACAAAAACCUCCCCUCCAACCUGCCCUCUAACAUGUCUCUAUAUUACUGCUAAUGCUUAUUAUCAAAGGUAUCACCAAAAUGGCGACGCUAUGGAGGGUCAGCCUAGGACUAUUCGUGAAAUGUUGUACUGGCUCAUUGGACUUCCAUACUCCAGUAUGUUCCCUAGAGCAAAAGAUGCCAUUGAAGCUGGUAUUAGUAAAUAUAACGAUAAGAAAGAUGCGAGUGAUCACAACAGAGUCGUGUUUAUCAAAGGAAGCGCUAACAGCGUGACUAAAGACAUCGUCUUAGACAACAACUCCACCUCAUACCCUGCUCUCCUUCUCACCCCUUGCCAAUAUGCUUGUUUCGUUUUACUAGCUAUCGAGGGAAACUUACACGGUAAUAUCAAAGAAUCAACUAAUCGCCGCAAGGCUUCUUCUAAUCUGAUCUUUCACAAGAUAUACUGCAACACUGAAUUUGGAUUUCACUAUCCCGAUAACAUAAAUUCCCGGUUUUCUAUGCUGUGGGACGUUGUCGCGUGCGUUUAUGAUCAAUUGUACUUUGUUCAGCGCCAAUGCCAAAUAUGUCUGCUGAUGGGUUGUGGAUGGACAUGGUGUCAGUGCGGCGCUAAUAUAGGUUGUAAGAACAUGAUAUCUUGGAUAUGUGAAGGUAACCCUGGCAUUGAGCAUGGCGAAAAUCCUGAUAAAUGCAACAAUUGCAAAGAAGAGCACUCCACUUGCGGUCAAGUAAAACCUUCUCCCCUCCAAGCCAAUUUGUGUGAUAGUCUAAGAGAUUUCAGAUGUGAGAAAAUGGGAAGCGAUUAUCCACCCUUUAAAGACCACUAUCAACAUCCAUCUAGAACACAGCAGUGUCACAUUCCCAUGGGAUUUCUCCAAACCUAUCUUCCAUCAUCCGCUCGUAGAGGCCAUCAUCUCUCCUGUACGCUGAAAUACUAUACCAAUGAAGAGAGCAUCAACGAUGCCAUCCUGUACAACCUUAUUUUGUGUUCAAUCUGUGUCGGCCUGCGUACACCAAGAACAGCAGGUGAUCUCUUUGGUUUUUUCUAUUACAUGGGUUGCAAUAUGAAAAUCAGUGCUAAAACUGUCGCGAAUGCAAUCAAAGGGACGAUUGCUGAGGGACCAUUUCACUAUGACAAAUCUGAAGAGCUUACUGAUGCGGCCCACUUUCUAAGUGGCAAAUCUGGUGAUCAUGAUGGCACAACUCCACACGAACCUAAGGACAAACCAACUCUACGCAGCCUGAGUUAUGGCGAAUGCAAGAAUUCCGGUCGUUCCAAAACUUAUACCUGUGGUCCCUACCUCGCAACACUUUCUUGUGGUAUUUACUCCAACAUUUCUAAGGAUUUUGCAGGGGCCUACUUGUCACGUAUGAUCUAUCUAACAGAGGAGUUGAAAUAUGGAUUACAAGCACUACUUGAAACAUUUAAUAGUAUCGAUUGUAAGAAAUAUGGUGGAUGCAGGCAUAACAAAUCUGGCUUAUCAUGCACAUCAAAUUGUCAUUCCAAUAACAAAUGCUUUUGUAAAAACAUCGUGGAGUGCGCUGGAGUACUCGGACUAUUGUACCGCUUUGGUUUUACGUACAAUUACGCCACCAGGCUGACUGGAAAAUAUAAAAAACUAUCGGAAUAUAAACGCGAAUGCUCAGACUUCACCAAACAACUUUACAAUGUCAUAGAAGGUGCUCUAUUCAUCAACCUUUUGUCUGCCAUCAACGACUUCCUCUGCAACAUUCGUCAGCACUUCAUUACAUACCUCCUAACCUUAUGGCUCGUAACCAUGCUCUACCUAACAUAUGGUAUGAUCAUACCACUCGAUAUCCUGCGCAUUCGGUCACAUUGGCCAUUGGCUGGUACACAUAUGUUGCUACCAAUCCUUCUGCUAUCACACAAAAUAUCGCCUAGUGGCACAGGAUAUUUGAAACCGUGA